AUGACGCCCAAGGUCAUCAAUGCCGGGCCUUCCCUCGAGAAGGCCCAGAUGUACGGCAUAACCGACCAACGGCCUGCCUACUCCAAGCUCAUGGGGCUCGCCGGCCGCAUCUUCAUCGAAACAAUCCCACAAUGGCUGGCUGUAGGAGCCAUGCUGAGUUUGAUAUUUGGAGGAUGUUGUUCGAAUGUCUUUGCACUUGAAGCAAUCAUCAAAGUCGAGCCUGCUAGUGGAACACUUCUUACCUUUGUCCAGUUCCUCUUCGUCGCCAUCACGGGCUAUAUUUCCCAGUUCGACUCUUCGCGCCCCCCUUUCUUUAUCGCACCGAACAAAGUGCCCAUCCGUCGCUGGCUGAUCAACAUUGUCUUGUUCUUCAGCAUUAAUGUUCUGAACAACCACGCCUUCAGUUACGACAUAUCCGUGCCCGUACACAUCAUCCUAAGGUCCGGCGGCAGCAUUACGACCAUGAUCGCGGGAAGCUUGUGGGGGAAAAGAUACUCGCGCAUACAGAUCGUCGCUGUGCUACUACUAACCGUGGGAGUCAUCACCGCCGCUUGGUCGGAUGCGCAGUCCAAGGCAAGGCAGAAAACACUCGGGGUCAGUGAGCAAAACCAAUGGCUAACUUUUGACGUUCAGGACAAGACAGGCCAAGGGCCAAGCGAGUCUGCAUCAACCUUCAGUACCGGCCUGAUCAUUCUUUUCGUGGCACAGGUGCUCUCGGCCAUCAUGGGAUUGUAUACCGAGGAGACUUACAAGAAAUAUGGCGGGCAUUGGAAAGAGAACCUGUUCUACUCGCAUCUUCUCUCCCUGCCCUUGUUCUUGCCUUUCAGCGCCUCACUCUACCGACAGUUUAUACGACUCGUCAACAGUCCACCGCUUACCUUCCCGGCGUACGUGGACCAGCUGGCCGUGCCUUGGAACGUUCCCCAGUCACUGGGCGACAGCUUAAAGCAUAUAUACAUACCAAGUCAGGUCGUGUUCUUGAUGCUCAACGUGCUUACGCAGUAUGCCUGUAUCCGUGGUGUCAAUCUGCUGGCGGCAGCAUCGUCGGCUCUCACUGUCACGAUCGUGCUGAACAUUCGAAAGCUAGUCAGCCUGUUGCUGAGUAUCUGGCUAUUCGGGAACAGGCUCGCUCCUGGUACCCUUGUUGGAGCGGUUGUGGUUUUCUCGGCUGGCGCACUGUACUCGCUGGACUCUGGGGGCCGAUCCAGGGCUCCGAGACACAAGGCUGCCGCGGCCAACAAGGCUGGCUAG
Messenger RNA from Truncatella angustata, 1251 nucleotides. RefSeq names its product UAA transporter. Lineage: Eukaryota; Fungi; Ascomycota; Sordariomycetes; Amphisphaeriales; Sporocadaceae. Gene Ontology annotation, biological process: transmembrane transport. Gene Ontology annotation, cellular component: endoplasmic reticulum membrane; Golgi membrane. The record is from RefSeq and is a predicted model, not a curated record. Bases 1 to 1251 code for a protein of 416 amino acids. Gene Ontology annotation, molecular function: UDP-N-acetylglucosamine transmembrane transporter activity. The transcript has 4 exons.